CGUUGUGAGACUUCAGAGUCUAUCAGAUAGCAUUGGUGUAAGGUGCGGUAAGCCACGCGCUUAUGAUUUAGUAGGAAAAAGCGGCUGACAUCAUGAUGAAAUCACAACCAGUAUGGAUAAUUUUCGUAGUAGCGAUAGCUAUUGCAGACUGUCAUUACUAUACGCCACUAGAAACACAUCCACAGUUGCCAGAGGAUUUAAAUCACGGUGGAGAUGAUUCCUGCUUUUCCAUGAACAGCGAUGCAUAUUUGGGUGAUCUUUCCCAAGACUUGAGCGUUCACACUCUGGAGAAACCGAACUUUAUGAAUUAUCAAGCUCCGCCAAACUCUGUGAUCAAUUACAUCCCAGUGGAAGAGGAUUCGUGGAUCACUCCGAAUGUGCACGUCGAUGGACAGGGUUACUUCACGGACCGGUACGUGGCUCCGACAAUGCUGAAAAGGUUUCUGUCGGUUAAUCCUCGAUAGUGCAGUUGGAUUUUCUCUGGUUAUAGUUGACUAAGUAAGUAAGACUGAUUAUUUCUAUUCUUUUAUAGAGAAAUAAAAACGAGUUUAUUCAUUGA
Molecule: messenger RNA, 559 nt
Organism: Armigeres subalbatus
Lineage: Eukaryota; Metazoa; Arthropoda; Insecta; Diptera; Culicidae
Exons: 2
Coding region: 93-464 (123 amino acids)
Source: RefSeq, a predicted model, not a curated record